This is a messenger RNA of Cladocopium goreaui, 2409 nucleotides long. The record is from the annotation of a GenBank genome assembly. NCBI's taxonomy places the organism in Eukaryota, Dinophyceae, Suessiales, Symbiodiniaceae.
GCCUUAGAGGGCUUCAUGCGCCCCAGCGCUGACAGCAGCCAUUUGGCACAAGGGGGUUCAAAGGCAACCCCUGUCAUAUCUGUCAUGACCCGCACCAGCUUUUACAUCGAUUGUUCACCGGGAUCCUUGGGCAUCCCGCAGUACGACGCAGGCGUGCCCAGUUGGGCACCGCCAGCGAAGUGUCCGUUGGACCAGACACCUUCCCUGGUCGAUGGAGGUGCGGCCAAGAACUGCCGACCACAUCAAGAGGAGUGCCGAAGGAUACACAAGGCACUUGAGAGCAAGAACUUGCAGCCAAGCGUUAUGUUUUGUCCGCUGGGAGAUUUGGUGUUCCUCCAUUAUAAUGAUGGUGAUGCCUGGGAGCGCUGCUGCAUUUCCGAGAAUAUCUUCAAUGGAAAUUUGAGCGCCAAAUGCGAGGCGCUUUAUGAGAAACCCAUACCAGUGAUGGAACCUCCAAGUCCUCCAGAUCCCAUCCCAGUGACUACCACUGAGAAGAUCACGGCGGCAGCGAAACUGGCGGCGUUGUUGGCCAAAGAGAUUGCUCUGGAGAUGGCCGCCAAACUGGGCUUUGGCGGCUGUGGUAAAGCAUGCAAGGCCGAUGGCUUUGUAGAUCCACCGCCGAUUUGCCUCAGCAACCCGCGCCGAAGAAGUCAUUGUGUCUACAUGGGAAAACCAGGAGAGCUCUUUGCAAAGAAGCCCAUGGUUGGGGAAGCUGGCUACAAAGUGGUGGAGUUGUCCAUGCCAUGGCCGCUUUCCAUUGCCUGCCAGGUUGAAUCGCGGCCGGUAGGUGUUACAAUUGCAGAAACCCAACACCAGAAGCAGCGGAUCGGCGCUUUUCUGUGUGGCUCUUUGCCUUGGUGGUUUCGUGAUUGCAGCGGCAUUUGUUCCGCUGCCAUGGGUCUGCUGCCCAGCUACUGCUUUGCGAAAGUAGACCGUGCCCUAGCUCUGCUGGCAUGCUGGGCGAUCGCCAAGACGCCAAAGGCGGUGGAAAUUGGGAUGGAUCGGGAGAUCACCGUGAUCAAUUGGACCUGGCACAACCCGCCGGGAUUUGAGGAUGAUGAGAGGCGGAGCCUGGCAAAGCUGAACUUGACGCUGAAAUCCUCUUUCCUUUUGGCUGAGCUGGAAUCGCGAGCAAGACUACAGCUCUUCUCUAUUUUGGGUGCUUUGGGCAACCGCCGUGCCAUCCAAGUCAAAAUGGUUUGUGUGGAGGGUGUGCGUUUCAACACCCAGAGGAACGAAGAGGCUCUGCUGAACCUUUGGGAAGCGUUGCAUUUGGAUGACGGGGCCAACGAGGCCACCAUCGUGCAUGGCGCGCAUCAGGUGGGUGGCUUGGAUCAUCCGCACAUGGUGAAGCAACUGCAUUCUGAAGCCGGACGGAAGACCCCACGAGACCAUCGCCUCAGACGGCAGGAUACUCAAUUGGGAGACCCUUUGCGUCGACCACGCUGGGGAGUGCCUGUCCGCUUCAAGAUCGAGCAGGUGUGCGUCAUUGGUGCCAAACUCUGGCUGUUUGAUUUGCUCACUACGGAUCGACGCUGGAGAUUAGUGGAGCCCAAGGACACUCGGAUGGAGGUUGCUGCUCUGGCCUUCCCCUGGGAGACCUUAUCCAAACGCGACCCUCGCCGUGAUGGUCAUGGUGAUGGGGUGAAAGGUGUCUACCUCGGAGAACUGGUGUGGGUGCUCAUCGCGCAGCUGUUGCCACGCGUCCUGGAAAGCUCUCCGCGAAAUCUGCUUAAAACAGCACUUUUUGCGGUUGGCUUUGGUGCUUGGGAUGCUUCUGUCAUCAUGGGCGCCAAAGCCUUUGAGCUGGCUCUGGAUGCCAAAUACUGCCUUACGAAUGUGAUGCCUUGCAUCCCGACCACGCUGCCACGACAACCAUCUUUGAGUAGAUGCUUCGUGCAUGUGCACCUGAUUUGUGGCCGGGGCCUAGUUCGAGAGCAGGAUCAGUACUGCAACGUCCUGGUGCGCCUGGAGCUAAAGAACCCGCAGACCCCACAGGGACAGGUGGCGGAUGUUGCCUUGGCCCCGCUGCGGAUGUGGACAAAAUCGCCCUGGUGGGAUCAGAGGUUCUGCUUGGGUCCAGCAACUUCGACAAGCUCUUUGGUCCGAAUCCGAUGCUUCCACCGCAAGGCUCGGCACAUGAUGUCGACCAAAUGCGAUGGAUUGCUUGGCCAGGUCCUGGUCCCGCUAAGCCAGAUCUUGGCGGAAAGCCGGCGGACCAAAGAUGGAGCCAUGGUGCGAUGGUUUCCGCUGGAUGCUGCCUCCAUGAUGGUGCCAAGACAUGGCCAUUUGAAGCUGGGUUUCCGUCUCAGCGGCCAAGCGCACCUCUCGCAGCAGCAGGCAAUGAACCCGAGAAGUCACAGCUGUGUGCAUCCCUUGCCCCAGAUGCCGGACUUGUCCUCCAGUUGA